UAGCACGAUGUAUAAGCUUUCCUGGAACGAACCGUAUAAUGAUCAUUGUGAGUCGUGACCCUGGGAUUUAUAUACUGAGGAGAUGCCUCCGAAGGCCUGAUCCUGUCGAGAUGUCGAAGUUAAAACGACGUCGAGGUCAACAUCGGUUCCGGACAAUCCAAGCCUUGGAGGGCUUGAGGGAACAUAUCUCUGAGCAUGAGAAUUCAGAUCCCAACGCCUUGGAACUUUGGAUGUUCGACAGUUUGGAGGGUGAUAUCCAAUCAUUGGAGACCCGUAUCGAGGCAUAUUCGGAAGCUCAUCUAGAGGUUCUGGUCCAUCAUGAGGUCCAUGGAAGAAAGGACGUGGACGAGGAUGAGUCUCAAAUUCGUGAUAUGCAGUCGGGUCUGCUCACGAUUGAGCGUAAGCACAUUCCGGAUCAAUACAUCCUUGAGGCCUGCCACAUUGACCAUGGACAUUACAUUGGCAAAUUUUCAAGUGUGGCAACGGAUGUUCCAGGAUUUUUAUUCGUCAAAUCAGAUGGACCAAUUUCCGUUGGCUCAACAACGAGCGCAAUUGCGUGGUUGCAUGGAUGUGGCUCUAAUCCAGACCCUUUUCCAGUAUUUGGACAUCACAGAAGAUUCCGGUUGUUGUUUUUCCUGUUCUUAUAAACAUGUGUAAACAUCCGGUUACAAAUAUAUCCCAUGUGACUACGCAAAAAUCUCUUAUUGAUUAGAAUCGGACGAAAUCAACGGGUUAUGGGCUCCAG
Molecule: messenger RNA, 745 nt
Organism: Tigriopus californicus
Lineage: Eukaryota; Metazoa; Arthropoda; Copepoda; Harpacticoida; Harpacticidae
Exons: 3
Coding region: 39-647 (202 amino acids)
Source: RefSeq, a predicted model, not a curated record